This is a messenger RNA of Colletotrichum destructivum, 856 nucleotides long. RefSeq lists its product as uncharacterized. The record is from RefSeq and is a predicted model, not a curated record. The transcript has 3 exons. Bases 1 to 639 code for a protein of 212 amino acids. Lineage: Eukaryota; Fungi; Ascomycota; Sordariomycetes; Glomerellales; Glomerellaceae.
AUGAAGGUUACCGCCGUUCUGUUCAUGCUCGCCGGCGCGGGCUUUGCUGCCCCCGUCCCGGAGCCGGUCGCCGAGCCGUUGCCGAUGCCCACUCCCCCCGGUAUCCCCACCGCCGCGACGGCCAAGACGCAGCUUGCUGCCCUGACGGUGCGUGCGUGGACCAACACGGACACGUACAACCGCGACCUCUUCCCCCACUGGUCGACCGUCUCGGGCGCGUGCAACACUCGCGAGACUGUGCUCCAGCGUGACGGCACCGGCGUCGUGGUCAACUCUGCAUGCGCUGCCACCAGCGGCACCUGGAAGAGCCCCUACGACGGCGCAACCUGGACCGCCGCCAGCGACGUUGACAUUGAUCACAUGGUGCCUCUGAAGAACGCCUGGGUUUCUGGUGCCGCAUCGUGGACGACUGCCAAGCGCGAGCAGUUCGCCAACGACCUCACCCGCCCCCAGCUGUGGGCUGUUACCGACAGCGUCAACCAGUCCAAGAGCGACAAGAGCCCCGACUCGUGGAAGCCUCCUGUGACCAGCUUCUACUGCGUCUACGCUCGCAGCUGGGUGCAGGUCAAGAGCUACUGGGCCCUCAGCGUCACGUCGGCCGAGAAGACGGCCCUCACCUCGAUGCUCAACACCUGCUAAAGGGAUGGCGACUUUUUGAGAUUUCGAUCCGAGUGAGCGAGCGAGCGAGCAAGAGACGGGGCUUCUUGGGUGCACGAGUGUGUGUGUGCUCCUGGGCGGGUUUCGCAUGCGUGAUUUCGUCAGCGACAGAACCAUGACGGGUUCUUUCUUUUCUUUUCUUUUCUUUUCUUUUUCAAUGUUCAUAUUUCUUCUUUCGUUUUUCUACUUCCUGCUCGUA